CUCAGCAGGUGAUUGGCUCGGCUAGGGGAGGAGAAGCUCUAGGCCGGGUGAAGGAGAGAGAAAAGGACAGUGCCAUUCCCAGAGUCCCUUCAGCAAUGGCUCUGCCUCUUAAGGUCUUGAGUCGGGGCUUGGCCAGCGCAGCCAAAGGAGACCAUGGAGGGGCAGGAGCCAACACCUGGCGCCUCCUGACCUUUGUGCUGGCUCUCCCCAGCGUGGCCCUCUGCACCUUCAACUGCUGGAUGCACGCCGGCCACCGCGAGCGCCCGGAGUUCAUCGCUUAUCAUCACCUCCGCAUCCGCACCAAGCCUUUCUCCUGGGGAGAUGGUAACCAUACACUUUUCCACAAUCCCCAUGUCAAUCCUUUGCCCACCGGCUACGAGCACCCUUGAAGUCUCAGCAGGCCCGUGUUUCCAUGGUUUCCAGAUUGACCUUAUGCGUCCUCUAUGAGAGCCCCUGAGGUCCCAGUCGAAAGUCCCAAGCGCAAUAAAGGUGUGGAACCCUUUGUGUCCUCAGGCUCUUUGGGAACGGCAUGGCAGAGGGGCUGGGCAGGCUCUGGAAGGGCAGUUGGUAUCUGGGUUCAAAUUCUUCCACUCAAGGAAAAUGGGAUAUUUCCCCCUGCGUUUUCGUUUUAUUUAAAACAUUUCAUAGAAACAAUACAUGGCAUAUUUAGCAUA
Molecule: messenger RNA, 674 nt
Organism: Acomys russatus (golden spiny mouse)
Lineage: Eukaryota; Metazoa; Chordata; Mammalia; Rodentia; Muridae
Product: cytochrome c oxidase subunit 6A2, mitochondrial
Exons: 3
Coding region: 96-389 (97 amino acids)
Biological process (GO): mitochondrial electron transport, cytochrome c to oxygen
Cellular component (GO): mitochondrial inner membrane
Molecular function (GO): enzyme regulator activity
Source: RefSeq, a predicted model, not a curated record